Messenger RNA from Capronia coronata CBS 617.96, 1512 nucleotides. RefSeq lists its product as uncharacterized. Gene Ontology annotation, molecular function: transmembrane transporter activity. The record is from RefSeq and is a predicted model, not a curated record. NCBI's taxonomy places the organism in Eukaryota, Fungi, Ascomycota, Eurotiomycetes, Chaetothyriales, Herpotrichiellaceae. The coding region runs from base 1 to 1512 and encodes 503 amino acids. Gene Ontology annotation, cellular component: membrane. The transcript has 3 exons. Gene Ontology annotation, biological process: transmembrane transport.
AUGGAUGUUAGGUCUGCACUUCAGAAGCCAGAGGACGUUCAAAAUGAAUUCCAGACGAGCAGCUCAGUCAUUCACAUCGACAAGGCUGCAUCAGAGUCGGGCUCGCCUGGCGAUGCCCACAGAAAGGCUCUGACUCGAAAGCUCCUCUUCAAGCUCGAUAGCCGAAUCCUUCCUGUCCUCGCCCUGCUGUUUCUUUGCUCUUUCCUGGACCGAACCAAUGUCGGGAAUGCCAAAAUCCUUGGGCUGCAGAAGGAUGUUGGUCUCAGCGACCGUCAAUACGCCAGCGGUCUGGCCAUUUUCUUUGCAUUCUACAUCGCCGCGGAGUUGCCGAGCAAUCUGGUGCUCAAGAAGGCGAGUCCAAGAAUUUGGUUGUCGUUUUUGACUGCCGCAUGGGGCAUUAUCGGGAUGUGCCUUGGGUUCAUCCACAACUACGCCGGAUUCCUGAUCGUCAGAGCAUUCCUGGGGCUUGCAGAGGGCGGCCUUCUGCCUGGCAUGGUCCUAUAUCUUUCAGGAAUAUAUACUCGAGGUGAGAUGGCUUUGAGGAUCGGUCUCUUCUACACCUCGGCUUCACUGGCUGGCGCAUUUGGCGGACUCCUGGCCCGCGGUCUUUCAGCCAUAGGCCCCAAAGCUGGUCUGGAUGCCGGCUGGCGAUGGAUCAUGGUGAUUGAGGGGCUGUUGACUUUCGCCGCAGGUGUGGCUGCAUACUUCUUGCUUCCCAACGAUGUAUCGACUGCAUGGUUCCUCAAGACCGAGGAGCGAGCACUGGCAGCAAAGCGACUGCAGGAAGACACCCCGACAUACUCACGCGAUGGUCAUUCCAGCGAAGCGACCGAGAAGUUCCGCUGGUCAGAGGUCGUGCGUGGCAUCCUCAGCAUCCAAAUGUGGCUAACGGCGACUGCCUACUUUUCCAUCCUGUCCGGCUUGUACUCCUUUGGGCUCUUCCUCCCCACCAUCAUCAAGGGGCUGGGGUAUACGGCAAACGAAGCCCAGCUGUGGUCGGUCAUCCCAUACGCCGUGGCAGCCGUGGUCACGGUCGUCGUGGCGUUUGCUUCAGAUCGUCUGAAACUCAGAGGAGUGGUCAUGUUAUGCGUGCUGCCGCUGGCCAUCAUUGGCUAUGCGGCCAUCGCGAACGUGAGCGAGCACGACAAUAACACCAAAUAUGGCAUGACCUUCUUGAUGGCGACGGGCUUGUACGCCAGUGUCCCGCCCGUUCUGGUCUGGAAUUCCAACAACUCGGCGGCCCAUUACAAGCGUGCUGCCACCUCUGCUCUACAGCUGGGCAUAGCCAACGCUGGCGGGUUCGUGAGUGCCUUCAUCUACCAGUCUUCCGAGGCGCCUCAAUAUCACAAGUCGCACACCAUCAUUCUGGGGUUGUUGGUGUAUGCGUGGUUCGCAAUCCUGCUCAAUGUUCUCUACUGUGCCAAGAUCAACCGCGACAAGACCAAUGGUAAGUAUGACCAGUAUAUCGAGUGUGGAGACGAUCGAGAUCCGGAAUUCAAGAUGGUGCUGUGA